Messenger RNA from Guyanagaster necrorhizus, 986 nucleotides. RefSeq names its product 60S acidic ribosomal protein P0. Gene Ontology annotation, biological process: cytoplasmic translation; ribosome biogenesis; ribosomal large subunit assembly. The coding region runs from base 51 to 986 and encodes 311 amino acids. Gene Ontology annotation, cellular component: cytosolic large ribosomal subunit. The record is from RefSeq and is a predicted model, not a curated record. Gene Ontology annotation, molecular function: large ribosomal subunit rRNA binding; structural constituent of ribosome. NCBI's taxonomy places the organism in Eukaryota, Fungi, Basidiomycota, Agaricomycetes, Agaricales, Physalacriaceae. The transcript has 5 exons.
AGACCAAUAGGGAGGCACUAUCUCUAUAAUUCCAACACAUUAACAACAAAAUGGGAGCUUCUCGCGCUGACAAGGAAGUAUACUUCCAAAAACUCAAGGAACUCUUAGCCAAGUACCCAUCGAUUUUCCUGGUCAACGUCGACAAUGUCGGAUCCAACCAGAUGCAUCAGAUCCGUGUCUCUCUCCGAGGCAAGGGUGUUGUUUUGAUGGGCAAGAACACUAUGGUCCGACGUGCUCUCCGUUCCAUUCUCUCUGAGUACCCCCAGUUCGAGCGUCUUCUUCCCCACGUCAAGGGCAACAUCGGUUUCGUGUUCACCUCUGGAGAUCUCAAGGACGUUCGUGACCUCAUCGUUGCCAACAAGGUCGCUGCUCCCGCUCGUGCUGGUGCGUUUGCCCCCAAGGACGUCACUGUUCCUGCUGGAAACACCGGUAUGGAACCCGGAAAGACGUCUUUCUUCCAGGCUCUCGGUAUCCCUACCAAGAUUGCCCGUGGUACAAUUGAAAUCGUUUCUGACGUCAAGGUCGUGCAAGCUGGUACUCGUGUAGGAACUUCAGAGGCAACUCUGUUGAACAUGCUUAAUAUUUCCCCCUUCACCUACGGAAUGACGGUUGUCCAGAUCUUCGACUCUGGAAACUCGUUCUCGCCCGAGGUUCUGGAUGUUGAUGAGCAAGAGCUCGUGGACAGGUUCUUGAGUGGUAUCAAGACCAUCGCGGCUAUUUCCCUUGCUCUCAACUACCCCACCAUCGUAUCGGUUGCUCACUCGCUCGUGAAUGCUUACAAGAACGUCCUUGCCGUUUCAUUGGCUACCGAGUACACGUUCGAUGGAUCCGAGAAGGUCAAAGAGUACCUUGCCAACCCCGAUGCAUUUGCUGCUGCUGCUGCCCCAGUUGCUGUCGAGGCUGCUCCUGCCGCUGCUGCUGUUGAGGAGGAGCCAGAGAAGGAGGAAGAAUCUGACGAGGACAUGGGCUUCGGUCUGUUCGAUUAA